AUGCCCAUGUCUUUCCAAGCAGCUAAAGAGAGGCUUAGCGUGAACAAAAACAGUUGCAUUAAAGACGAAUCUGAGGACGCCAAGAUCAGAAUGAACUGGAGGAAGAAUAAAGUCUAUCUCUACUUCUUCCUCUUCCUCUCCCUACCCCUCUUCCUCCGCGGACUCCCCCUCUCAUCCUCGCUCUCCCUCUUCCUCUUCCUCUUCCUCUUACAGCAGCGUUGCCUUCCAUUUUUAUUGAAGACAGCAGUACUGACGGUGUCAAAUGCAUCCGAACACAGGGCACAUUGCCCCCUUGGGUACUUCCCCUGUGGUAACCUGACUGCCUGCCUGCCUCAGCUGCUACACUGCAACGGCGUGGACGACUGUGGCAACCAGGCAGACGAGGAGAACUGUGGAGACAACAACGGAUGGCCUCAUCUGUUUGACAAAUACUUUGGCAUCCCCACUAAUGACCUUGGAACCAAGUCGAAUGCAUGUUUGCUUGGCGUAGUCCCCACAGAGUGCCAGUGCAGAGACCUGGAACUGGACUGUGACGGUGCACACUUUAAAGAUGUCCCCACAGUCUCUAUUAACGUCACCAUGAUGUCUCUGCAGAGGAACCGACUGCGGAAACUUAAUGCUGACAUAUUCUUUAAGUACCAGAGUCUUCAAAAACUAUACCUCCAGCACAACCGAAUCAAAGUGGUGAAUCCAAACGCUUUCCGGGGCCUUUAUAAUUUAACAAGACUAUAUCUCAGCUAUAACAGAAUUUCAGUAUUGAUGCCAGGAGUGUUCCAGGAUCUACACAAACUGGAAUGGCUGAUUUUGGAAAACAACAAAAUCCAUCAUGUUUCAUCUCUGACCUUUUCUGGCUUGCGAUCUCUUGUGCUUUUGGUUUUGUUGAACAAUGCUCUCACUAAGCUGGAUGACAUUUGCCAGGAGAUGCCUAAAUUAAACUGGCUUGACAUGGAGGGGAAUCAGAUUGAGAGUGUAGGGAACGUGACCUUCUGGUCAUGUAACAUGCUGACCGUACUUGUACUCCAAAGGAACAGAAUUAGUCACAUCCACGAGCAAGCUUUCACCCUGCUUCGCAAACUUGGCGAAUUAGACUUAUCAAGCAACAGAAUCCAGGCAAUUCCUCCUAAUCUGUUUGUUCAUCUUGAAGACCUACUGCAGUUGAAUAUUUCAUACAACCCUAUUCUCAACCUGCAAGUGGACCACUUUGACAACCUGCAUAAAUUAAAGUCUCUGAGCAUUGAGGGGAUAGAAAUUGGGAACAUUCAUAGGCGUAUGUUUGAGCCCCUUAAAAACCUGACGCACAUCUACUUUAAAAAGUUUCAGUACUGUGGCUAUGCUCCCCAUGUGCGCAGCUGCAAACCCAACACAGAUGGCAUCUCGUCUUUCGAAGACCUGCUGGCCAACAUUGUACUGCGAGUCUUCGUCUGGGUUGUCUCUGCAACAACCUGCUUCGGAAACAUCUUUGUGAUCUGCAUGCGCUCCUACAUCCGUUCAGAAAACAAACUCCACGCCAUGUGCAUCAUCUCUUUAUGCUGUGCUGAUGGCCUGAUGGGUGUUUACCUCUUCAUGAUCGGAGCCUAUGAUCUGAAAUUCCGGGGUGAGUAUAACCGUCAUGCUCAGGCCUGGAUGGACAGCGUGGCCUGUCAGGUGAUUGGCUCUCUGGCCAUGCUCUCCACGGAGGUGUCGGUGCUCCUGCUUACGUACCUCACGCUGGAGAAAUACAUCUGCAUCGUUUACCCGUUUCGCUACCUGACCCCUGGACGACGACGCACCGUCACCAUCUUGGUGGCCAUUUGGAUCCUGGGUUUCAUCAUCGCCUUCCUGCCUCUUGUCUGUAAGGGAGCUUUCCGGAACUUCUACGGGACCAACGGAGUGUGUUUCCCCCUGCACUCUGAACAGCCCGAAACCACAGAAGCACAGAUCUACUCCAUUGUCAUCUUCCUGGGUUUGAAUCUGGUGGCAUUCCUCAUCAUCGUAUUGUCUUAUGGAAGCAUGUUCUACAACAUACAAAGAACAGGGACACAGACAACAAAAUACAGCAACCACAUUAAGAAAGAGCUGACCAUCGCCAAGCGUUUCUUCUCCAUUGUCAUUACAGACUCUCUCUGCUGGAUACCAAUUUUUAUCCUCAAAAUCUUGUCCUUAAUGGAGGUCGAAAUCCCAGGCACCAUCAGCUCAUGGGUGGUCAUCUUUAUCCUACCCAUCAACAGUGCAUUGAACCCAAUCCUGUACACACUGACCACACGACCCUUUAAAGAGACUCUGCUCCAGGUGUGGUCCAAUUACAGGCAGCGAAGGCCACUCCUCAGCAGCCACCCCAGCCAUCUACCCUCCUUCACCUGGCAGGAGAUGUGGCCUCUCCAGGAGAACAGUCAAACACUCACCUCCCCUGAGUACCUUGCCCACCCAACUGAGAUGUCAUGUGGUUCUGGGACAUCCCAACUACUGCCAGUGGAGGGCGUAAAUGGGACAUGA
Molecule: messenger RNA, 2472 nt
Organism: Chanos chanos (milkfish)
Lineage: Eukaryota; Metazoa; Chordata; Actinopteri; Gonorynchiformes; Chanidae
Gene: rxfp1
Product: relaxin family peptide receptor 1
Exons: 19
Coding region: 1-2472 (823 amino acids)
Biological process (GO): adenylate cyclase-activating G protein-coupled receptor signaling pathway; hormone-mediated signaling pathway; activation of adenylate cyclase activity
Cellular component (GO): plasma membrane
Molecular function (GO): G protein-coupled peptide receptor activity; protein binding
Source: RefSeq, a predicted model, not a curated record